GCAGCACCUGCUCCUCAUUCAGUGCCUACGUCCUGAUGACGUCGUGUGCGGUCAGACCACAGACGCCCUCUGUGUUCAAACCUUCACAAACAGCAGUAAAUACCUAGUUUAUGAGAGAAAAAAGGUGGUGCCGGAGACUCAGACUAACGGUGGAGAGAGACGCGGCCGCAGCACCAUCAUGCAGCAGAGCUCGGUGAUCGUGGUGGCGGACAAAACCACCAUGAAACGGCCGUUUAUCAUGGCAAACACUGUACAUAUGGCACUGUGUUUCUCCAUUCUGACCAUGACAGUAGCGUGGCAUAGAGAUCUGGUCCAAACUGGCAAACUGGUUUCCAAUGUUUCUGUGGUGUUAAUGUACGUCAUAGUGAUCAGCUGCCUGCUGCUGUCGAUGCUCGGGGUGUUUGGAGCCUGGAAAGGAAAAAGAUGGUGUUUGAUUCUGUACGCGACAGGGAUGGCAGUAGCCAGUCAAACAAUUAUCGUCAGGACGUCACUGAGCUACCAAGAUAUGUACGAGAAACGCGUUCUACGAGAAGAGGCAAAAUUGCGUUCGAUGAUGCCACUCAGUGGAAUGAGCAAAGCUAACAAGACCCUGCUGUAUCGUAUUCAGGAAGAAUUUGAGUGCUGCGGUCUCAUCGAGGGAUACAAAGACUGGGGGCCGUUCAUUCCUACAUCUUGCAAUUGUCAGAAACCAGGAAAAUGUAUUCGACUACGAGGCAGCGCCACACUCGGGGCUCCUAAGAACCAUUACGUUUAUCAAAAGCCCUGUCUGCCUGUUUACGUUUCAGAAUUGAAGCUUGCAUUUUCACUGGCGAUGGCUAUACAGUUUGGAAGUGGAGUGUUCUGGAUGGUUUUACUAGUCAUGAGCAUCAAGCUAAUGGGCCAGAUCAAAAGAACACAGGAGUUCAUGGCUCUUCUCCAUUCAAACAGAUAUAUUCCUGGUGCCUUUUAGCAACCUAGUCCCUUUUAGUACAUAUUCAAAUUAACUUAUAAACUUGCACAUGUAAACACAUUAUGCUGUAUACGACACCCUGGCUACAUUUUAUGCUAUAGCCAAACUAUGAUUUUUUCCAAGUAUUAAUGCACGUUACCAAUGCUGCAAAGUUAACCUUCAUGUAUAGAGUAUAAAAUUUGAAUUUUUAACUCAAUCUAUAUGCAUAUAUGAUAUAUUCGAACAUGCUUUUAGCAUCUCGCUUGAGGUUGUGUUCCAACGUCAAUAUCUAGCCAAAUAUUUAGAAACUUUUCACUGUUUUAUUACUGUGUUAUUUUAGGGUGUUUUCUUCUACCAUCUCAAUUGCCUUUACAUCUGUGUUUCAUAAGGCAAUAAUUAGUCCAGUGACUUUAACGGUACACGUUCAAGACAUGCACGGAUCACAUUUCAACAUGGCAACUGAAGAAACUUCACAGACUUUUUUCCGUUUGCUAACGCAUUAAGUUGUCAGCACCAGGAAAACCAUUAUUUUUCCAUCACUUUUCAUAGUACCUGCUAUGUAGCAUCUUUCUGAAACAGUGUUUACAAGGUGCUUUGAUUAAAUUGUUAAAAUAUUGAAUUAUUGUGUGUUACAGCAUUUAUUUGGGUAAAUAAUCAGGUUAUAUGUGGAACUGAUGCCUUGUUAUGCAGAUUGUAUAUUUCUUAAAUUAUUAUAUUUUUUAGAUUUAGUUUUUUAUUAAGGCUCAUGUUUAAUGUAUAAAUGAUGUUAGAGUAUGAUUUUGUUUAGUUUUUUGGAUGCACAUCAUGUAGACUUGGCAGUAAAUUUCAAACCUAAUCUUCAGGAGUGAAGGCAAAACGUGUGCACACUGCAGAGACUGUACUGUAUACUGCCCCACCUGAUACUACCCUCGACGACUGCAAGAAGCCUUUGCACCACACUGCUCACUGGAUGUGCUGCCUGCAGUUGAAAUGUCUUCCUGACGAUAGUAUUGUUCAAUGAAUUCUCUACAAACAGCUAUCCAAUGUCUACCUGUGCACUUUAACCAUUUAUGCCUAAUAUACAUGUUCUAUAGUGUUAUGGAUUUUGUUAUUUUUAUCACACACAUAGUAUUUUAUUUCCACAAUUUACAGAAUGAAGUAUUGUAAUUUUUUGUACAUAAUGGGAAUAAACAGCAGUUCUUGUAUUGUUGAUGUGUUAUUUUGACAAAUGUUGCAGAAAUAAACACAAGUGUUUACCAUUGAGCCAACUGUGGCCCAAUUUUGUAAAGGAAAGACAAACUCCUCAUGUAAUUCACUGACUCAAUCACUGGGCUGCUUUCUUCAAUUCCUGCAAUUACAUCACUAUUGUGUUCAACUAAACAGGUCCAGGUUUCACACUGAGUAAUCACUCAUGAAGUUUUUGUGACUUUUUGUUUGGGGUGCGUUGUGACACUGGACUAUUCAGUAGCUGACAGCUCAGCUUUAAGCCUUUUUUUUAACUCACGGUAGUGUAGUGUAGAAAGUCCUCCAUUAGGUAUGUGUUUGACACCUUAUUUUCCAAACUCUUAAAAAAAAUACACCUACAAAAGGCCAAGUGCCAAACAUGUUCCUACAAAAAGGCAA
Cynoglossus semilaevis (tongue sole) is the source of this 2530-nucleotide messenger RNA. Its product is annotated as tetraspanin-8-like. NCBI's taxonomy places the organism in Eukaryota, Metazoa, Chordata, Actinopteri, Pleuronectiformes, Cynoglossidae. Gene Ontology annotation, cellular component: membrane. Bases 179 to 949 code for a protein of 256 amino acids. The transcript has 9 exons. The record is from RefSeq and is a predicted model, not a curated record.